AUGGCAAAAGAUGAAGACGAUUCCACGAAGUCAUGGCGUCUUUUCACUUCCGAAGAUAUGGUCCAAGGUUACAAGCCAAAAAGUGUUAGGAAGCGCAAAAAUUUUGCAGAGAAAGAGAAUGUCUCUGGGAAUUCGUCUAAAAGAUUUUCUUUUCCUCUCACUCCACUGACACCAAACAGCUUAGGUGAAUCACAAACAGCAAAUGCAACUCCUGAGACUUUAAACAGUAGGACAUCCACCUUGGAAGAUGGAGGACUUGGCAAGAGGACUAUUUUUAAUAGGACAGAUGAAGACGAUUCCACGAAGUCAUGGCGUCUUUUCACUUCCGAAGAUAUGGUCCAAGGUUACAAGCCAAAAAGUGUUAGGAAGCGCAAAAAUUUUGCAGAGAAAGAGAAUGUCUCUGGGAAUUCGUCUAAAAGAUUUUCUUUUCCUCUCACUCCACUGACACCAAACAGCUUAGGUGAAUCACAAACAGCAAAUGCAACUCCUGAGACUUUAAACAGUAGGACAUCCACCUUGGAAGAUGGAGGACUUGGCAAGAGGACUAUUUUUAAUAGGACAGUACAAAAUCAAAUAGCAACACCAACAACUCCGCUCUCUAACAUUACUAAUGUCUUGGGAAGUCCGCAACUUGCUAAUAGGAGCACAAUCAAAACAUCCAUCUUGGAAGAUGGAGGCCUUGCGAACAGGACUAUUUUUGAUAGGACAGGGCAAAAUCAAAUCUCAACCCCAACAACUCCGCUAUCUAACAUCACUAAUGUUUUGGGAAAUCCACUACUUACUAAUAGAAGCACAGCUAACUUACAUCUUGGGAAUGGAACUCAAGAAUCAAGAAAAAAGCUUUUCUCCAGCAUUUCAUCUCAUAAUGGAAAAUUGAAUGUCGGUGCUAAUUUAACACGUACUGGGAACGCUGUGAAGAAAAGAUUUGAAGAAACAACAAAAACCCUUUUUCCUGAAAAAGCAUCUCAGAAUGAAGAGAAGACCAGAUAUCUGCAAGAUGAUGACAUUGAGUGUUCCAUUGCUACGGACUGUGUGUUAUCUGAAGAUUCAGACAGUGAAUUCGGUUGUGAUUCUUCCAGCACUGAUGAAGAUUACAACACUGACAUGGAUGGACAUUCGGACAGUGGAACCGAAGAUCAUAGCGAGUUUGAUACAGUCAAACUACUUCAAGAGGAAUAUGUUAGCCUUGGAAGUCCAGAAUCUAUAUGUCCAAAAUGUAACGCACGACUUUGGAAAGAGGAGCGCACGAAUAAAAAAGUCACAAAAAGAAGUCCAAUUUUCUCACUGUGCUGCAAGAAGGGAGAUGUUAGCCUUCCUCCGACUCCUCCCACUCCGGAUUAUCUACUGGAUCUCUAUACUAAUAAGGAAACUGCAGGUUAUUUCCAGCGUAGCAUCAGGCUAUACAAUGCCAUGUUUGCUUUUACAUCAACAGGUGGAAAUGUUGACCACUCUAUAAACAAUGGAAGAGGUCCAUAUGUCUACCGACUAAAUGGACAGAACCAUCACGUCUUUGGGCAGUUAAUUCCUGAUGAUGGCCAACCACCAAAGUAUUGUCAACUCUACAUUUACGAUACAGCCAAUGAAGUUAAUAAUAGACUUCGUUGGGUUAAUGUUGAAGAUCAGAAAACAGUUGAUAAGAAUGUCAUUGAAGGUCUUAUCAGCAUGCUUGAUGAGACCAAUGAAUUGGUUGGGAAAUUCCGUAUGGCGAGAGACAGAUUUGAGCAAGCUGACUUUAUUGAUUUAAAGGUAGAACUGAAGGUCUGCAGAUCACAGAGUGGCAGAGAAAAUCAUAUAUCAUCAUCUGAUGAGGUAGCUGGAAUCAUGGUUGGGAAUUCUGACAAUACCACUCCAGAUCGCGACAUAAUAGUAGAGCAAAAAUUUGGUGGCUUAAAGAGAAUAUCGUAUAUUCAUCCGAAGCUCAUGGCUUUGCAAUAUCCUCUUCUAUUUCCAAAUGGUGAGGAUGGUUACCACGAUCGGAUACCUUUUCAGAGUGCUGACAAGAAUGCUCCAAAGGAUUCGGACAUGAUUUCAAUGAAGGACUACUAUUCAUACAGAUUUCAAGUUAGAGCAAAUGAAGGCCUGACUCCUAGAUUAGGAGGAAGACUUUUCCAACAGUACAUGGUCGACGCUUUCUCCUCAAUUGAGCAGACUAGGUUGUGGUGGUUUCGUACUCACCAAACAAUAUUGCGUAAUGAAUUGUAUACGCAUAUUUCUGAUUCUGUUAGGAAAGGCGAUGCAAACUCCGCAAAUGUUGGUAAAGGUGUGAUAUUGCCUGCUGGAUAUGUUGGUUCAAAGCGCUACAUGCAGCAAAAUUUCCAGGAUGCGCUUGCUGUCUGUCGCCAUGUGGGACACCCUGAUAUUUUUCUCACGAUGACCUGUAAUUCAAUGUGGGAUGAAAUACUUAAGAUGAUGACCUAUGUGCCUGGAUGCAUCCCAGCCAACUGUCCUGAUAUAAUUUCCAGAGUGUUCCGAUUGAAGUUAGAGCAACUCACCAAUGAUAUUAAAAAAAAAUCGCACUUUGGUAAAUGUAUUGGAGUAAUGUAUGUUGUGGAAUUUCAAAAAAGAGGACUUCCACAUGUACACAUGCUGAUUUGGCUUGACGGAGCAUCCAAAAAGUUCUUAAAAGAAAAUGUAGACAAAUUUGUAUCUGCUGAAAUUCCGGACCCUGAGCUCGAUCCAAUUGGUUAUGCUGCAGUCAAAGCUUAUAUGAUGCAUGGUCCCUGUGGUUUGCAGAAUCCCAAAUCUCCUUGCAUGAAGAAUUUCAAGUGUAUCCGUCAUUUUCCAAAGAAGUACUGUGCUAGAACUGUUUUUGAUGACAGUGGUUUCCCACUAUAUAAGCGGCGGAAGCAGAAUAUUACGGUUCAUGUACACAAGGCUGACUUGGACAAUCAGUGGGUAGUCCCGUACAAUCGUGAUCUAUUGGGGCAUGACACUGCAACUGUUCAAAUCACUAGACGUCGCAAGAAGAAUCAAAAUAACAGUGCUGCCGAGGUGGUUGAUGAGAUCCAAGCAUAUUUUGACGGUAGAUAUGUUUGUGGUUCUGAAGCAGCAUAUAGGAUCUUUGGCUUUCCUAUUCAUCACAGAACUCUUUCUGUUGAGAGACUUCCAUUUCAUUUGCCAGGUCAAAAAAGUUGCACAUUUCGUGCUAAUGAACCUCUGCACAAAGUGCUUGAGCGUGAGAAAGAAAAGCUUAGCAAACUUGAAGCAUUCUUUAUGUUGAACACUGUGGAUGUUGCAGCACGUUGUUACACGUACGAUGAAAUACCACAACAUUAUGUCUGGCACGACACUCUAAGAAUGUGGAGAACGAGGAAAAGAGGCAACCAAAUUGGACGACUUUCGUACACGCAUCACAGUAGCGGUGAAGUUUGGUACUUGCGCAUGCUACUUACAAAGGUUCGAGGACCUACAUCAUUCGAACAUCUCAGAACAGUUAAUGGUGUUGUUUGCCAAACUUUUCGUGAUGCCUGUAAGGAAUAUGGAUUGCUGGAUGAUGACAAAGAAUGGCAUGAUGUCCUGGACCAAUGUGCAGCUGGUGGACUACCACCACAAAUCCGUCAGCUGUUUGUACAUAUCAUAGUUAAUUGCAAAGUUACUGAUCUUGCAAGCCUGUGGAAUAAUCAUUGGAAACAGAUGGUAGAUGACAUAUUGUUGAAGCGUCGUCUACAAAGUAAAGAUCAGAAACUAAUUCUCAAUGAUAUGCAACUACAAUUUUAUGCGCUUGCAGGUAUAGAAUCUUCUCUUAACUGUAGCUGA
This is a messenger RNA of Daucus carota subsp. sativus, 3756 nucleotides long. RefSeq lists its product as uncharacterized. Bases 1 to 3756 code for a protein of 1251 amino acids. Lineage: Eukaryota; Viridiplantae; Streptophyta; Magnoliopsida; Apiales; Apiaceae. The record is from RefSeq and is a predicted model, not a curated record. The transcript is spliced from 17 exons.